AUGUCAAAGUUGUAAAUGUAAACAAACUUUGAGGUUAACAGAGAUAUAUCUAGUUAAUGUAUCAAAAUAGACGUAUAAAAGAAUUUUCAGUGUGAAGAAUAAUAUAGUUAAACGUUUGUUUUGACUAUAUGGAUAUUUUAGUGAAUAACUCAUUUAGGAUUUCUCAAAAAAGCUCAUCGUACAAAAUGGUUAGUUGUGCAUCUUGUGGCUGUACCCGGAAUAAAAAACAAAAGCAAGAUGGUGUAACAUUUCACAUGUUUCCAACAGAUGAAAGAAGGAGAGUGGCAUGGAUUCAUUUUAUGAAUGAUACUGAAUUUGUUCCUAAAACUCAAAGUUUUUUAUGCUCCCGUCAUUUUGCUGAUGAUUGUUUUGAUCGAACUUCAAAGGUGAAAGUCAGACUACAACCCAAUGCAUUGCCAACAAUUAUAGUAGAUCGUUUAAAAUAUAAAAAAAAUUAUGCAAUAGUAUACAGACCCUCGAAAUGUGUGGAGAGUUCUCUAAUGGAUCAUGAUUAUGUAUAUUCAAUUAAUGGUGCCUCAGGUAUUGCUGGACCUUCAUCUACAUCCGAGCCUUCAUAUAUUCCCAGAGAGCAAACCCCUCCAUCUUGCGAUGAGAUACCUCCAAUAAAAUCGAUAGACACACCUCGUGAAAGGGUAUUGAAACAGAGGAUUGAGAAGCUAGAGCACAGGGAGUUUUUGUAUCUCAACAAAAUCAAACACCUGCAGAAGAUUAAUUGGUCAUUAAAACAGAAAUUGAUCAAGUACAAAACACAGAAAAAAAAUGCACAUCCAACAAAAACCUCAAAAUAGCAUAUUCGAUAGUUUUCCUCCGAGUUGCAGAAUUUACUCAUUAUAUCAGCCAAAUUUGUUCAUCAAUUCAUUAUACCCAGUACAUACUUUUAAGGAUGAUUGUAAUUGCUCAAUUUUUAAUUUGUUAAUAAAAAUUAUUUUUAUUAUUA
Messenger RNA from Harmonia axyridis, 958 nucleotides. RefSeq names its product THAP domain-containing protein 1-like. The transcript is spliced from 3 exons. The record is from RefSeq and is a predicted model, not a curated record. The coding region runs from base 129 to 809 and encodes 226 amino acids. Lineage: Eukaryota; Metazoa; Arthropoda; Insecta; Coleoptera; Coccinellidae.